UUUAUCUAUCAGUUUGCCGUAGACAUUCAUACAUCAUCUGUCGUGAUUGAAUUCAGGUGUAAGAUAAAUUUAUUAUUUCAUUCAUCACUCAAGUUGUUCAUCUCCUAAAGUAGAAAAAAAAAAAUUUUUAACAAAAAUUUCACAUCAAAAUGUUAAAUAAAGUAAAUAAAAACCCAGCGACAAUUUUUAUAAAAUUGCUCAAAAAAUUACAACCUGAAAUUUUGUGUUUUAAUAAUGAAUCAAUAAAUAGUGAUUGUGUUUAAUUUUCUUAGCCACUCGAUUAAAUUAUUUUGACGAAUAAUGGAGGUGUCUUUGGGCGGAGUGACCUCCGAGCGGGAAGGAAAUAUCAACAGUAGUCUAGAAAUAGAGAAGAUAUCAGAACUUCUUGAUAACUUCUAUAAGAGCUUGCAGAACGAUGCGGAUUAUUUUUUGAUAUCACUGUACAUUCCGACAAUUGUUGUUGCUGUCACUGCUAAUUUAAUAGUUAUCACUGUUGUGGUUAAAUAUCAACAUAUGCGCAGCAUAACAAAUUAUUUCGUCGUAAAUCUGUCGAUAGCUGACCUUUUGGUGACACUUAUCUGCAUGCCUAUGUCCGUAAGCCAGGCUAUUUCGAUAAUAUGGAAUUACGGUGAAAUAAUGUGUAAGCUUUUCUACUAUCUCCAGGGUGUUGCUGUAGCAGCUUCUGUAUUUACGAUAACAGCCAUGAGUGUUGAUAGAUACCUGGCUGUCAGAAGCCCAAUGGAUCUGCAUAGAAUGUUCAAUCGUAAAACCACUAUAAUGACUAUAAUAACACUUUGGUUUAUCGCGCUCACUAUAUUUGCUCCACUAUUAAAAGCGGUAUCACUUGAAAAUCUAGAUUUACAAUUAAACUUAACUCUUGUUGUGAUGGCAGCAGAGAAUGAAAGCCUGAAAAUCCUCGAACCACCUAGUCUUCUAGUUUGCUCGGAGGAUUUUAAACCCCUUGGGAUUCACGCGCACGUUUUUGGAACCUUUUGCUUCGUACUAGUUUACGCAAUUCCCGGAUUUGUCGUAAUCCUGGCGUAUUCACUAAUGGGUCGGACUUUGUGUGCCAGAAAACCGCCAUUUGAUUACGAUUGCAACGCUGGAAGUGCAAGCUCACAACAGGGUUUUAGAUUGAUGCGUGAGCGUAAGCGGGUAGCUUGGAUUUUACUGAUUCUCGCCAUCCUCUUCGCACUUUGCUGGUUACCGUACAACGUCCUGCGGUUGCUUGUUGACCUCGACGUCGUAUAUCAAGACAGAGUGAUUCCGGUUUUACUUCCUUAUUGCCUGUAUCUUGGGCAUGCCAAUAGCGCACUCAACCCCGUGGUCUAUUGCUUCAUGACACGCAAUUUCCGUCAGAGUGUGAAGAAGAUUCUUUGUCGGCGGUUCGGAAAAUCUGAUAAAUCUAAACCCAAUCGAAAGAGUGCCAAAGGUGCGGGUAUAAUUUUGGGGUCAAGCAUAAAACAGCGGGGAAUGCGAAUUCAAAGAGCACCCCGGGUAGCUGGAAUUAUUGCAGAAGCUGAACUUGCAACCGUCAGAAAUGUUCCAGAGCGUAAUGCAACUUCGAGCAGUGGCUAUGACAGCUCUAACAGUCGCCACAGCCCACAUCGACGCUGCUAUAUGUUGAAAAACUUGUCGACGGUAAAAAUUGUAGGACGAGCUUCUGCAACAAAUUGUGCUCCCGGGAAGUCGCUCACUAAACAGGAACAAUACCUUACAACAAGUUUGAACGAUGUUGACCUCAGUAAUACAUAUAAAAUUAACCGAGAAGUCCAAGGCCCUCGGCGUAGUAGGAGUUUGCAAACUUUAUCAACUGUUACCAUUCAUCGGCAAAAUACACUCGAAAGUACUGUUCAAGCUACUCAAUUUAUCAACGAUAUCUGAAAGUACCAAGUAUCUAACAAUAAUUUAAUAUUACCUCAAAAUUUCAACUGAUAUUUACCAAGCAUCGAUCAGAAAACCAAUAUUAUCUCGGGCUGUAAGUCAAUAUACUUGGUCUAACCCAAUUAAUAUAUAAGUACGUCCAUAUUUUCUUUCAAUUACACAGCAGAUUGGACAUGAAAAUUAAUAAGCAUGUUUUAAAAUUAAAAUUUUUUAAGCUGAAGAAUGAUAAAACCCAGCUAAAGAAUUUGUAAAAAAAAUAUCAAAUAUCUAAUUUAAUCUACAAAUUUAUAUCUUAAUAAUUAUUUAAGAAUAUUUUCUUUAAAAUAUUAAAAAAA
Cotesia glomerata is the source of this 2219-nucleotide messenger RNA. RefSeq names its product RYamide receptor-like. Gene Ontology annotation, molecular function: neuropeptide Y receptor activity. NCBI's taxonomy places the organism in Eukaryota, Metazoa, Arthropoda, Insecta, Hymenoptera, Braconidae. Gene Ontology annotation, cellular component: membrane. The record is from RefSeq and is a predicted model, not a curated record. The transcript is spliced from 9 exons. Bases 301 to 1884 code for a protein of 527 amino acids. Gene Ontology annotation, biological process: G protein-coupled receptor signaling pathway.